AUUUGUCUAUCCUUUUCUUAAAAAUUACCCGACUAAGAUUUGCCCCCAUGUUCGCCACCGACCUCCACCUCCCGUUCUUCUCAGUCUGUCUCACAAAAUUUCAGAAGAGGGAGAGAGUCCAAGUCCAGAUCUAAGCUGCCAAGACUGAGAGUCCUUAAAACCUUAAUCCUCGACCCCCAAAUCUUCGAAGAACCCAUCUCUGAUUGGGAUGAGGAGGGGUGGAGAGUUUUGGGGGCGGAGAGGGGGGCCGAGGCAGCUGAAGCAGGUCGGCGGGGGGCUGAAGGGGUUCGCGGGACGGCUGUCGAUCGCCGUGAUCGCUCUAGUAAUCUGUAGUCUGUCUCUGUUCUCGAUGAUCGGGGUCACCCAUCCUUACAAUCAGGUGGAGUAUGUUGAUGUCAAUAAGCUUUGGAGAACUGCUGAUUCUGGUGGUUGGAGACCAUCAUCUGCUCCACGAUCAUAUUGGCCUCCUCCUCCAAAUGAGAGUAAUGGCUAUCUACGAGUGCGUUGCAAUGGUGGCUUGAAUCAACAACGAAGUGCGAUAUGUAAUGCAGUUGUUGCUGCAAGAAUCAUGAAUGCGACACUUGUGCUACCAGAGUUGGAUGCAAAUUCUUUCUGGCAUGAUGAGAGUGGUUUUCCAGGUAUCUAUGAUGUUGAGCAUUUCAUCAAGGUUUUGAGGUAUGAUAUCCGUAUAGUGGAAAAGCUUCCUGAAAUCUUUUCAAAUGGAAAGGCCAAGAAGAUGAAAUCUCUUCUGAUUCGUCCACCAAGGGAUGCUCCUCUGAGCUGGUAUACCACAACUGCUUUGGAAAAAAUGAGGAAGCAUGGUGUUAUUUACCUCACCCCCUUUUCACAUCGUUUGGCAGACGAGAUUGAUGACCCCGAACUUCAGAGGUUGAGGUGUCGAGUGAAUUAUCAUGCACUUCGAUUCAAGCCACACAUAAUGAAGACAAGCAGUGAGAUAGUUAAUAAGCUCCGUGCAAGUGGCCAUUUCAUGUCAAUACACCUUCGGUUUGAGAUGGAUAUGCUUGCCUUUGCUGGGUGUUUGGAUAUAUUUACACCAAAAGAACAGAAAAUUUUGAAAGAAUACCGAGAAAAGAAUUUUGCAGAGAAGGUACUGAUUUAUAGGGACAGGAUGCUUAUUGGGAAGUGCCCGUUAACUCCAGAACAGGUGGGCCUUAUCUUGCAAUCCAUGGGAUUUGACAACAACACACACAUCUAUCUUGCUGCUGGUGAACUUUUUGGUGGAGAUCGCUUCAUGAAGCCAUUCAGGACAAUGUUCCCUCGCCUUGAAAACCACAGCACUGUGGGACCUGAAAAGCUUGAAGAGAAUGCACGAGGGCUGGCUGGUGCUGCUGUGGAUUACAUGGUCUGCCUCCUCUCAGAUAUUUUCAUGCCAACAUAUGACGGCCCAAGUAACUUUGCGAAUAAUCUCAUGGGCCAUCGUCUGUACUAUGGCUUCCGGACCAUUAUCCAGCCUAACCGAAAAGCCCUGGCUCCAAUAUUCUUGGAUAUAGAGGAAGGGCGCACAGCUGGCUUCAAAGAGCGGACCAGGCAAAUUAUGUUCAGAACCAAAUUUGGUGGACCUCAUAAACGGGUCCCACCUGAGUCUUUCUAUACAAAUUCAUGGCCUGAAUGCUUCUGCCAAAUGUCUCCAAAAAAUCCUGCUGACAAAUGCCCCCCUGAUAAUAUCUUGGAAGUCCUUGAUAGCCAGUUGCAAAGUGAUGAAACUGAUGUUUCUGAACUUGCAGAAGCAUCCAACAGGAUGUAUCCACCAGGCUCGACAGGAGAGGCUUGACAUUCAAGGCUUCAGGUUAUUUCAUUUGAUCUCAUCUGCAAAGGUAAUUUUUCUUGUUUGCCAGCUCAAACUGAGAGAGAUGAUGGAUUCUCAGGUUGCAGCUGGGGACUGCUUUCCCCUGCAAUAGCAAAAAGUUGGAAUCAGGCUUAGGAGUAAUUGAAGAGCGGCUGUAAAUUUAGUAUUAUAGCAAUCUGUAACAUAGAGUGAACUUUGUACCCACUUUUUUUCCCCCUGCCAUUUGAUCAUACGUAUUUGUAUGCCUCCCAUAAUAUUUCUCGAAAGUAAUGUAGUUUUGGCACAUUUGCCGUCAGGGAUCGUGGCUCCGAACUUUAAAAUUGAAUUAUACAUAAAUGCCACCACUAUCCUGGAUGAUCCUCCA
Messenger RNA from Elaeis guineensis (African oil palm), 2171 nucleotides. RefSeq names its product O-fucosyltransferase 1. Gene Ontology annotation, cellular component: endosome; trans-Golgi network; cytoplasm. The record is from RefSeq and is a predicted model, not a curated record. NCBI's taxonomy places the organism in Eukaryota, Viridiplantae, Streptophyta, Magnoliopsida, Arecales, Arecaceae.